Molecule: messenger RNA, 2160 nt
Organism: Symbiodinium sp. CCMP2456
Lineage: Eukaryota; Dinophyceae; Suessiales; Symbiodiniaceae
Source: the annotation of a GenBank genome assembly
AUGCUGACGACUCCUUACAAAGCGCUGGACGAUGCCCAGCCUGAAACGGCCACCACUGCCGACCCCUCGUAUGCACCGACUGUAGAGAAGCUCCGUCUGCGGCAACUUCUGCGCAGCGUUGUGCUCGUGGCUUCGGGCUUCUUUCGGGACAAGUCGUCCCGAUUGGUCGCCUGGUCUCUGGCGUGCGCUCUGUUAGUGAUGAUGCUGGGCUUUUCUUUGCUGCAGAUGUGGUUCCUCAACACGUUCCGUGAGUUUCAGAAUGCGCUGCAUGACAAAGACCAACAGAAGAGCCGCUACAUCGGAGAGUCGAGGAUGUACUACCGUUUGAAGCUGUUGGGCAAGGGCCUGGAUAACCCCGACCAGCGCAUUGCCCAAGACUGUGGCGAGUUCACUGAUGCGCAGAUUCUCAUCGUCCUCGGGAUUCUGCAGUUCUUGGCCCUGCUCGUACAGAAUGUCAUGCUGAUUCUUUUCCAAUCUUCGCUUUUGUUCAAGAUCUCACCCGACCUGUUUUACUUCGUGGUGGUGUACUCAAUCGUGCUGAACGUUCUCACCUUCGUCGUGUUCGGAGGGCCGCUGACGCGCCUCAGGCGGCGCAUCUUGGCACAGGAGGCAUCGUUUCGUUUCGGCCUCGUGAGGGUGAGGGAACAUGCCGAGUCCAUAGCUUUCUACGGUGGCGAAAGCUUCGAGCGCGGACGCUGCCAAGACCGGUUUUUCAACAGCUUGAUGGACACACUCUACAGAAUGUUGGGCGUCACCGUCAGCUUCUCCAUCAUCUUGGCUGCUGCCACCUACGUCGUGCGAGUUGCGCCCUUCGCAGUUUUGGCAGGCAAGUACUUCAGAGGGGACAUCGAUUUCGGAGCCAUGAUGGAGGCCUUUUCGAUCCUGUCCGGCUUGGAGGAUGCCUUCACGACUCUCGUGUCCCAGAUGAGUUCUAUCACCGACAUGGGCGCGCAGGCUAUACGCAUUCAGCAGAUUUGGGAUUUGGUGUCCGACGACAGCAAAGAUUUAGCAGACAGCCCCGCCAUUACGAUGGAGCGUGAUGCUGGGGGUAUCCAGAAGGAGUCCCAGCAAGUGCCGGUACUCCUGCAGAUGCAAGAGGUGACGCUUCAGACACCGUCCGGCCAUGCGGUGCUAGUGGAGCGCCUGUCAUUCCAGCUGAGACAAGGUGAGUCGCUGCUGUUGUGCGGCCGCAGCGGCGUGGGAAAGAGCUCGCUGCUCAGGAGCAUCGCAGGACUUUGGGGGCGAGGCAGUGGUGUCAUCCGCUGCUGCCCACAGAGAGAGACCUUCUUCUUGCCCCAAGAGACGUACCUAUGCUUGGGCACACUUCGCGAGAACGCCACCUACCCUCAGGAGGCUGGUGGGGCCAGCCCUCGAGACGACGCUAUACGGGAAGCCCUGGUCAAGGUCAACCUGGAUUAUCUUCACGACCGUUAUGGCCUGGAUAAGCCCGUCGACUUUGACGCGGUCCUUUCUGGGGGUGAGCGGCAGCGCUUGGGCUUCGCACGCCUGCUGCUGCGCAAAAAUCUGAAGUUCGCGAUCCUUGACGAGGCGACCUCGGCGUUGGACCGGUCCAACCAGUCUGCAAUGUACGAGAACCUACAACGGCACGUGCAGGGCUUCGUGUCGAUAGGGCACUCCUCCAGCCUCGAGGCGUUCCACACACAGAAGCUUGUGUUGGAAAGGUCCUCGGAAGGUGCAGCUGGCUGGCGACUGGAGUCCAUCCGAUGCAAGGUCCUGACACGAGAAGUGGCUGACACGACGUCUGUGAGCACCGGGCGCCAUGUGCCGGCCCCGUCGGUGGCUAAUCCUGUGACGGAUCCUCAAGACUUGGGUUGGUACUUCCUGCAGCAGAAGCAGUUCCUGGAUGACCUCAAGGUCUGCGAAGAUCGGCACGACGCCUGGAAUUCCAAGGUCUUCAUGCAGGACGAGGAGAUCGAGAAGCUGAAGAAGCAGGUGAGGGCCUUGGAAGAGGAGCGCGAGGGCUUGCGCAAGGAUCUGAAGGAGGCAAUGCGAGAAAGAGAUGAGUGGCAGGUGUCCGCAUUGCGAGUCAUGUCGAAACGCGAGUUUCGGUCCAGCGUGGAAGCUUUGGAAGCGGCCAGGCGAAGGUGCGUCGGAGCUCAUUUUCAGGGUUUGUUUAGAAACCCUAAACCAAAACCCUAA